UGAAGUGCCUGUGAUGCGAACCUCAGAAUCACCGGACUGGACAAUCUUAGUUAUGUGUCUAGAUAAAUGUAACUUAAAAUGUAAAAUGUAAUAUUAAAAGUGCUGGCCGUCCGUCUGUACAGUGUUUUGAAUUUGCUAGCCGGCUAUUUAGUUAGCUAGCUGAAGAAAUUACUUUGAUUACUUGGCUUGCUAAAAAUGUCGCACCUAAAUUGCUAAUAUUUUGUUUAGUUUUAUGAAGCGUCAUUUAAGAAGAGGACCAUCACUGAACGAAGAGAAAUAUCUAACAUUAUAAAAUGAGUGGCUUCUGCUCUGUCAACAACAAUUUUCCGUAUGAUAACAACAUCCUGGUGCUGGACAUGGUGCUGAGUUCUCUCUGGGGAGUCCCGCAGCCCAUAAACUGGGAGAACGUGGCAAGGCUUGUUCCUGGUUUUACUCCUAAGGAGUGUGCCCGGAGGUUCGAGGAGCUGAAGAGCAACGGGAGCUUCCCCCAUGUGGACGAGCAGUGCAACGCGGUGACCACUGGGGACAGCUCGCCCUCGGACACCCGCUCCGCCUACAUCACGUCAGCCCUGAUGGACUUCCCAGGAGAGCCGGGGGAGUCACGGGCCUGUCCCAGCACCAUCUCAGUAACAGGUGUGACCGUGUCUGCUUCCGGUCGAGGCGAUGUGGAUGAGAGUCAAGUCAGCGUCUCAGCCGGGGAGGGAGAGAAGAGUGAAAGAGGAAAAGGGCCAAACAUGGUGAUUCACGUCUGUGACGAGACCAAAAACCUGAAGCAGGACUUCAUGUGCCCACGGGACCUGCUCGUCAGCGAGAUGAAGUACUUUGCGGAGUACCUGUCUGUGGACACCCAGCGCUGGGAGGAUGUGGACAUCUCCGUGCACUGCGACAUCCAGAUCUUCGACUGGCUCAUGAGCUACGUCAAGCGACGCGGUGGCGCCGAGGGCGGCAGAGACAGACCCAAGCUAGAACCCAGCAAUGUGAUCUCAAUCCUGAUCUCCUCCGAAUUCUUGAAGAUGGAUACAUUAGUUGAAGAAUGUGUACAGUUUUGCCACCAGCACAUGAGUGCUAUAUUAGCGACACCAUGCAACAUGAACUGCAUCAACAACAACAUAGCUACACGCAUCGCUGAUCUCUUCACUCACAAUGAGGCAGACGAGGUCAAGGACAAAAAAGACAAAUUCAAGAGCAAAUUGUUUCAAAAGAAAAUAGAGAGGCUCUUUGACCCAGAUUUCAAGAAUCCCGAUUGCCCUGGAAACGCCGCAACGCUGUACCGGUGUGGACUGUGCAAUAAACUUCUGACCAAAGAGGUGGAGAGAAAGAUCGCCUGUGUUCCCGGGAAAAUCAACAUCGACACCCACGGGGGCAUCAUAUACAACCACACCAGGCAUAAGAGCUGGGAGAUCCAUGACUACCUGAGCAGCCUGUACGAGGAGCUCAAGUCCUGGCCCCUGGUGUACUGGAGGAUCUGGGGCACCAUCAACUUCCUAUCGUGCUCUCGCUGCGAACAGGUGUUUCCAUGCUCGGAGCUGGCACAGUGCAGGUACCACCCAGAGGAUGUGCUUUACCCCAGCAAGGCGAUGGAGCAGGGCUGGCAUGGCACAGGCCUGUACCCCUGCUGUAACCAGAGGGUCAUGCGCUUCGACCCCACCUGCAUGCCCAAGGGUUGUAAGGUCCAGGACCACAUGGUGAGCCCAUCUGAGCCCGGCACCGGUGGGGAUGAGCAGCCGAACCCGGCGCAGACCAGAGUGCUGAACGACCUGCUGCUGCACAGAGACGCAGUGUGCCCGCCCGCCGCACCGCUACCAGAGGGGAAUGCCGAGUCAGGCCCCGGUGGGGGGCGGGUGCUGGACUGUGACAUCGUGCUGGAGCCGGGGGUCCUGGGGGCGCAGAGACCAGGGGAGGUUACAGCGUUUUCGUUGUUGAAAAACUGGGGCCUUCAGCUGAGACAGCAGUCCCUGUUGUCUGAGGACGAGGAGUAUACAACUGGUUCGGAGGUGACCGAGGACGAGGUCGGCGAUGAAGAGGAAGUCGCCAAGAAGCAAGGUGCAAAGAAGGCCAAAAAAUCAAAGAGGCCUCUGAAGAGGCAGGUGUCGUCCCCGAGUUUCCAGCGCAAAGAAAAAACAGUGGAGAAGGCACCGUCCCGGGACAGUACUCCAUUCACAGUGAGUCUGCAGAAGAGCAAAUGGGAUAGUACGCGCUCCAUGCGCUUCAACCAGGACGCCCAGAGAGAGGAAGAUCAGCGACGGAUGGUUGAAAUCAUUGGGCACCUCACUAAGAUGAGGUUCGGUGAUAUGGAACAAACCCAAUCGAAGGACAUAAAAGAGUACGCAGGGGGGAUCUACGCCAGACUGGAGGCCCAGUUCAGGGCAUCCUCACAGAAUGCCAGCCGACAGACCAGCUCAGACGGCAAGACUGUCAGGGCUAAGGCUCGCAUAACACAGGCCCGGCCCACCUAGAGACCGCAGAGGCGUCUGGAGAACAGGAAGGAAGCGGAGGCGCACUCUGGCGGCUGUACUGUGAAGCUGUUUGCAGAGAGGCUGUACUGUGAAGCUGUUUGCAGCCCUUCCGAACCGUAGCACCCCCACACCCAGACCUCUACGCCCACCCCCCCCCACUACCACCCCCCCCCGAGCUCAGGGUCCAGCU
Molecule: messenger RNA, 2646 nt
Organism: Megalops cyprinoides (Indo-Pacific tarpon)
Lineage: Eukaryota; Metazoa; Chordata; Actinopteri; Elopiformes; Megalopidae
Product: KIAA1841 ortholog
Exons: 21
Coding region: 294-2456 (720 amino acids)
Source: RefSeq, a predicted model, not a curated record